AUAAAGCAUGAAAAUGAGCAAAAUCUUCUCUAUAAAAGAGUUAUGUGGGAAGCCUAAAUUCUCACCAAAAUUUGCCUGAUCCUUUUCCAAUUUUUCAGCUAUUAGGUGUUUGAGUGUAGAGACAAUCAUUUUCCAAGAAAAAGAAAAAGAAAAUGCAAUCUUCUCUCGUUGGUAAGCUGGAGACAAACAUAGAAAUCAAAGCUGCAGCUUCAAAGUUCCAUGAAAUCUUCAAGCACCCACAUCGUAUUUCCAAUAUCUCCCCUAAUUUUGUUCAGAGUUGUGAACUCCUUCAAGGUCAAUGGGGUACCGAGGGGUCUGUCAUCUUCUGGAAAUAUUUUCUCGAUGGGAAACACAGCGUUUCCAAGGAGUUGAUGGAGGUCGUAGAUGAUAAGAACAAAUCCCUUACAUUUAAGGUGAUAGAAGGAGACCUGUUGAAGCACUACAAGAACUUCAAGUUCAUUUUGAAAACAACCCCAAAAGGUAGUGAUCAGCAGGGCAACGUAGUGCAAUGGACUCUGGAAUACGAGAAGCCGCACAAUGGAAUUGUAGACCCUCACUCCAUGAUUCAGGUGUUGAUUAAAGUCUCCAAAGAUAUUGACAUUCACCUUAUAAACACCCCUUAAUUGAUAGAUAAGCUCCAUAUCCCAUUCCCUAGGAGAUUUACUAUGUAUGCUAAAUAAUUCCCUAGGAGAUUUGCUAAAAGCAUUCGCCAGGAGAUUUACCAAGUAAUUUGUAAUAAAGCAGCGUACCGGGUUGCUGAAAAAUUCCCUAGGGGAUGUAGUUGUAUGUGUGUUUUGUGCAAUAAAUGUUUUAUGUGGUAAAUAAUGUGUAAUUAAG
Molecule: messenger RNA, 837 nt
Organism: Ziziphus jujuba (common jujube)
Lineage: Eukaryota; Viridiplantae; Streptophyta; Magnoliopsida; Rosales; Rhamnaceae
Product: MLP-like protein 28
Exons: 2
Coding region: 153-623 (156 amino acids)
Biological process (GO): defense response
Source: RefSeq, a predicted model, not a curated record